Molecule: messenger RNA, 3494 nt
Organism: Clupea harengus (Atlantic herring)
Lineage: Eukaryota; Metazoa; Chordata; Actinopteri; Clupeiformes; Clupeidae
Gene: rnf167
Product: ring finger protein 167
Exons: 10
Coding region: 469-1719 (416 amino acids)
Source: RefSeq, a predicted model, not a curated record
AAUCCCAUGACAGUGGAUAUAUCUGCAGUGGAUAUCAUGACGGACUUUUAUACAUCAAUGUUGGAGAAGAGAUUUGCGAAACCGGAUGUUUAUUGUAGAUUAUUGAAGCAUUUUCGUUAGGUCAAGUCACGCGAUAUUUUCAAUGAAAUUGGCUUUGGCAAAGAAGCGUAAACACGGCAGGAGUGAUACGAACAGGGAGUUCUAAAUCUACAAUGUAGUUGAUGGUCUUGACAGUUAACAUCUUCAGGCGACAAAACGAUAAAUUGCCUGUACGCAAACAAAGUUAAUUUUUGUUGACAAACGUCGCUUUAACGGUCGUUAGCUCACGUCGAUCAGCUAAUCUAGUUCAUUUAGCGAUAGCUAACGUUAACGUUUACCCCUCGACUCCCUUUCCAUACAACUCCAAAACGUUUGUCACUCAGACAAUAACUUAGCCCAAGGUGAGCCCGUCCCCAUCCCAGAGUCGGGAUGCUGUGUCUGGGCCCUUUGGGCAUGAGGACCCCUCUUGAAGUCCUGGCCCUUGCCCUGUGCUUCUUGCAUGCACCCUGUCCUUCACACGCCUAUAUCUACGCGCACUACAGCAAUAUGACCCCCAUGUCAUUUGAGGACCGACCUGCUCUGUUUGGUGGCCUCUUGCCGAUAGACGGUCUUAUGGGUGUUUUGGUGGAGGCCCGUCCUCAAAAUGCCUGCAUACCCAUUGAACCUCCCCCUCCACCGCUAACUCCUGGCGAGGCCAACCUAACUAAAUACAUCGUCCUCAUCCGCCGCUUUGACUGCAACUUUGACAUUAAGGUGCUGCACGCUCAGCAGGCUGGCUUCAGUGGAGCCAUUGUCCACAACAUGUACUCUGACACACUACUCAACAUGAACUUCAGUAAUGUUACCAUCGCAGAGGAGAUCGAGAUCCCCUCCGUCUUCACCAGCUACUAUGCCUCCCAGGUCUUUCGAAACUUCAUCAUUCCGGAGAAGGGGGCCUAUGUCAUCCUGAAGCCAGAUUUCCCCUUCCCACUCGCUUACUAUCUCAUCCCCUUCACUGGAGUGGUUGGCAUGAUCAUCCUUGUUAUGGUCAUCAUCCUGGUCCAGGUUGUGCGCUGUGUCCAGUAUAGGAAGAGGCUGAGAAAGAACAGGCUGUCUAAGGAACAGCUGAAGAAGAUACCUAUUCACAAGUUCAGCAAAGGUGAUGAAUAUGAUGUGUGCGCCAUUUGCUUGGACGAUUAUGAGGAAGGUGACAAGCUACGAGUUUUGCCUUGCUCACAUGCCUACCACUGCAAGUGCGUGGAUCCCUGGCUCACGCAGACUAAGAAGACGUGCCCCGUGUGCAAGCAGCGGGUGACCCGACCCAACCCCGCGUGCUCCGAGACGUCCGACUCCGACUCGGACGGCGGCUCGCGCACCGACGAGGAGGGCGGCGGCAACACCACGGCCACCUUCGACGAGGCCAGCUCUGAGCGCACCCCGCUGCUGCGCCCCUCCAACCCAGCCUCCCCGCUCGCCGGCAGCCCCACCACCACCUACGCCUCCACCGUCGCCACGGUCACCGCCGUCACCACGGUCACCACCGCCCAGUGCCUGGCACACACGCCGCAGCGCGACUCGCCGCUCCUGGGCUACGACGGCUACUACUCGCCCGAUGAGGAGUCUGACUCGGGCGCCGAGGGCGAGCACCCGUCGGACGACGACACGGCCCAGCUCAUCGGCAACGGCGCGGUAGGAGUCUGAGAGACUUGACCCGCACGGAGGAGCGCUAUUAAACAGCCCCUUUUAUCGGAGUAGCCCUAGUUGGUCUCGUUUUUAUGGGGUUGUGUGGAAAUAUCUGCAAGGCAAAAAAAAAGAAAGAGAUUUUUUUAAAGAUGUAAUUUAACCCUGUGGUUGAGACCCUGAAAUACUGUCUGUCAUAGACUGUCGUAAUGGGCUGACGUUGAUGGCGUUAAAGCUGUCAACUGUCCGUUUAUUCUAUGGCUUGUCGCUUUGUAAAGGGGAACAUUAACAAAUGAAGAAUUUCAAAAUGAGUCGAAAUGAGAAUCAAAUCUAACCCCUGGCGUAGGCUUUCUGCGUAAAACCUGAUCUUUUUUUUUUCCUUUUCAAUGAUCAUGUAUGAAAUCAUGUGUGAAAUACUAAGGUGUCAUUUUAACACCAUUAGUCUCCAAACACGGCUUCUCUCGCUCUUAGUCAACCCUACACACACACACACACACACACACACGUGUGCAUCUAGUGCAAUAUGGACGGGUGGCCAGUUUAUAUGUGUCCACGAACAUGACUCUCUUUCCGACGCAGUAUGUGCAAUUGUAUCGUCUUGCUCCCCCUUAAAGUUUAGUGCACCCCCAAGAGCUGGAAUAUGUUUGUAAUGGUUCAGCCCCGCUUAUGAAAACACGUCGCCAUUAUUCCGCUGGUGAUUUGCAACUGUAUUUUUUUUUUAUUUGAUUAUAAUUGCAGUAACUGUCAUUGCAUUCUGUUCUUUCUAAUACUGUGGUUUGGUGUUGUAAUGUGACUCCGUCUGAACCAUGGUUUGUGUUCUUGUCUGGAUGUCAAACCUCGAAGCGUAAGAGUUGAGUUGGGCUGAACGAGUGUGUGGGUCCUCCACCAGAGGAGUGGGUGCACAUACCAGACCUCCGUCUCUCUCUCGCUCCACUUCACCCUCUUCUCUCUUUCCGCUCGGUCUCUGUCUUUUAUUCCCCCUCUCUCCUUUUGACUGAGUGUCUUUUGGAUAACAUCUAGAUUUCCUUUUUUAAGUGAUAGAAUGUUGACAUCUUAAGGGACUCUCAAUACGAUUUUAUGUUCAUUUUACACACUCAACACACACACACACACACAUACACACACCACACACAUUUACUCUGUGUGUGAAUAGUUUAUUCGUCAGGACACUAAUAACAUAGAUGCUUUUUUUUUUGGUCAUAUACUGUGUUUUAAUGGUCUUUUUGUCAGUGUAUAGGUCACAUGUCCAUAUAUAAACUAAUUUCUCAAGUAUCUGCUAUAGUACAGUUCUUUGUUUUAAAUCCUUGUUUCUGCCUCAAAGCACAUCUUAUAAACUUGUAAUGAAGUUGUGCCUGGUUUCACAGUUGAUUUAGAGGCAGUAGUGUACCCUCCAUAAUCAGUUGCCCAUUGAAAAUUAUCAUCAGCAACUCAGCGACUUGAAUGUGUGUAGUUUCUACUCAAAUUGAUCUUUGUGAAUUGAUUUUUGUCUGUAAGUAUAUAUUUUUUAAUUAGAGUUUCCUGUCAAAGUUCAUACCUUGUUGAAGGUGAAGAUGUGAGAUGUCAUUAAAAGGAAAUCAAAGCACAGUUGUAUAACAUAAAUAACAGCCAGGUAUCUGUAGGAUAAUAACCAUACCCAGAGUGGGGACCAAGUUUUUGUUAUAACCAUUUUUUUUUCAUUUACCAUGUGAGAUCAAUGUUUGUGUAUCUUUGAUGCCUAACUUUGCUGACAUUUUUUCUUUAGGGGAUGUAAUUUCUUUACCUUUGUGCCAUAAAAAAACAAAACAAUUUUACCUAAA